GAAGCGGGCCGCGUUUACCGACCUCGUUAGUUUGUCAAGAAACGCUGGCGUAGGAAUAGGCACGAGCAAAGGAGAGCCCGCGUCUUCGUGAACAAGUGGGACGGCGCUUGCUUGCUGUUGUGCCAAGUGUUGUCGAUACUCAAUGUAAAAGUGCAGCCCGACGUAAGGAGAGACAAACACAAAUAGCGUAUUCUUCGGUUUGAAGAAACGGCUGUUUUGGCACCAUGGGCCCGCAAGAAUUAAUGGUGAAAUUGAUAGAAGAACUUGGAGACCCUCAUGAACUUGCUAACAGCGAAGACCUUAUCGUCCUGAAACUACAGGAGGCGCCUACAAAACAACGGCUUCUUCCCGAGGACAUUGAGCUUAGCUCGGAUUCAAGACGCUUCAGCAUGAGCCAACGCGCCUUCAUAAAAUACCGAGCAUUCCUGGGCAACCUGCGAUAUUCAGCUGCUCUGUUCGCCGGAAGCCAGGAGUUCCCAUCUUCCAAGGAAUUUCUUGCUACUGCCAAAUAUGUGCUGAAGAACGUGCGCUCCUUAGUCCUUGUACAUAACAGAAAUAAAAUCCGGGAUCUGGUGACAUGGUUUCCGGCCGUCACUUCCGUGGUCCUUUAUCACAAUCUACGCUUGGAAUGGGAGGGCGGAACGAUAGUUCAAGGCUCGUGCACCACGUCCCGCAUGGAGCAGCUCUUGGGAAACAUUCCGAUCACUGGGUCAGACGUCCUGCUCUUUAACCAAGCGACACUGACCAGCUUGUUGUACAAGUGCCCGAAGCUGUCUCUGGUCAUGUCACCAUACAUGGAUGAAGCACUGGCGCCCAAGACGACGGUAACUAUGGCUGGCAAAUGCCUUCCAGUCGCCAUUAAACGCAGAUUCUUGUUCCUUGGUUGCACAACGGCUCGUGACACUGGAUCUCCCGACACAAUUAUUGCAAAGAGCGAUCUCGACGUGCAGGAAGCCCAUCGACACUUCGCCGAAGCUGAAUAUCUGGAGCUCUCAGCCAAAUGUGAAAGUGCAUUUCAAAAAGUUGCCAGCUACACCAAAGUCACGCAUCUUUCACUCGCCUUCGACACUGCAAAACCCCGCUGUGCUUUCCAGCCUCAUGCAACCGAAUUGCUAUCUGUGCUCCGCCUCGUACAACUGUCACUGACGAACUUCUGCGACGUCAAACUUUCUACGAUUGCGGAUCAGUGUCCACAGCUGAAGUCCCUUCGAAUAUGUGCGUGUGACAUUGACGAUGAAAGCCCCCCUGUCCAAGGUUUCCCUCAUUUGGAAUAUCUUCGCAUCGUUAGCGACAUGAAGGAGCAUUCAUUCUUCAUGCUCCUGAGGUCCUGCCCGGGCCUUCGGGACCUGCAUAUCGGAAAGCAUGAACUGACGACAGCGUUUGUAGUAGGCCCGUCGUGUGGCGAGCGUCCCCGCCUAGAGCACGUGCAGCGACUUACGCUGGGCACGAGGAAGAAUGACAAGUGCGCCCUGGAUGACCGGAACGACCUGCCGGCGUGUCUGGACUCCACCUUGCUCCGUCUUCCUUCGCUUCGCCUCGUGCGCACUAACAACUUCAAUAUCCGCCUCCACAUCAAUAGCUGCUUCCCGAGUGUUUCGUUAGGAUGGUGUGGCUGUACGUUCUGUGGGGUUGAGUUUCCGAAACUUAACCACGUCCAAACGAAAGCCUCUGAAAAGCAGAAAGGCUCAGUGGAGGUGAACCUUCAAGAACAGACAAAUGAAGAAACAAAGGCGGAAGAAGCCGCGAGCAAUAAGGAGGAGGUAGAAAUAGAAAGUGAGAACUUAGAAUAAUAAAUGCAGAUGAGACAGCGCUUCUUUUUCGGCCUUUAAAUGCAGAAGCAAAACCCGAGUCACAUUAAAGAGUAGACAUAGAAGAGUCAAGAACUUCAGUAGAGUCAUUGAAAGUACUAUAACUGAGAAACGCUUAAGAGGCUGUAUAGCCAUCAGAUUCAUUGAAGGCAGCAGAAAAGCCAGGAGAUUCAGAUGCACAAGAUGCAUGACAUCGUGUGUCAUAGCGGCCGAAAUUAAUGAAUAUUUCUGAAAGCUUUCGGUUUUCUAUGUAAUGGCGUGAUACAGGAAAUUUCGAAGAGUGAUGACUAAUCUUCAGCGCUUUUUGUUCUCUUAUUGGGCGCUAAGAUGCUGCGACUUCUCAGGCAAAAUGAAUUAUACGUAUUAAAGAGUAGUCUCAAGGCAUACGCACCCUACGGUAAUUUUUCAUAUUUUGGGCACGUCAUGAAUUUUGCGGUGACCAAUUGGUUUUAUCGGUAGUAGCCGUAGCAUAGAAUAGGGAGCCUAUUUGGAAAUAAAUGUGAGCGUUUGGCUUUUUAAA
Dermacentor andersoni is the source of this 2328-nucleotide messenger RNA. RefSeq lists its product as uncharacterized. The record is from RefSeq and is a predicted model, not a curated record. NCBI's taxonomy places the organism in Eukaryota, Metazoa, Arthropoda, Arachnida, Ixodida, Ixodidae.